AAAAACCACUACCCCCACCCCCCAAAAAAGGCGGGGGGGGGGGGGAAACGCACCCCCCACCCCCAGUGUCCCGUUUCAGAAGCAGCUGCGGUGGUGCGUGUGCUCGGGGUCCGGGGGCUCUCCCCGUCCAUGGCAGGCAGGCGCUGCUGCAGUCGGUUCGGGGCUCAGCAAACCCGCCAGUCUAGCGCAGAGGCAGCCCCCUGUGCAGUGCGUUUGCUCCUCCUCCCUGUAAAAACACUCUGCGUUCGAAAACGGGCUUUAUCAUAGCUAGUGGUGGGAGAGGCAAGAAGGCGAAGAGAGGACGGCGCAGCUGAGGUGGCCGAGGGGGUGUGGGUGACUCUGCCUGAACCUUCUGGAAGCGGGGUGGUGCCUCCCCCAGACAGAAGAUGGGGAGCUCCCCAUCAGGGCUGCGAGCAAGCUCUGGCCUGGAUUUGCCUGAGCAGACUGGAGCCGAGAAUAGAAAAUGCUCCAAGUAAAGGCUUUUAUUUUGCAGUAUCUCUUUUAGUGUGCUGAAAAUCAUACUAUUAUUCUGGUAUUUAUGCACAAAGCUGGGGAGGGGGGGCGGCGGCGGCGGCAGCUCUGUGUAGGAAACAAGGGGGGUUUUUUGUUUGCUUUUUUUAAAGCAGCAUUGGUGCCCUUUAUUUUUAAGAUCAGAGGCUGCUCAUCUGAUGAGUCAUUCUGCAAAUGACAACAGCAUCACUGAAAGAUGUAUUCUGCACAGUGUUUAAAUGUGCUAACAUACACAAAUCUGUCUGAAAGUAAGAUAAAUCAAAAGGUACACGUGACGUAAAAGAAUAGCAGUACCAGAUCACUUGUAUAGUUAAUGUCUGUCAUUUUAACGUGACAGUCAUUCUGGAAAAAUAAUUAUUUUUCCCAUACACAUCACUUCAGGCUUUUGAAUGCAACAGCUGAGGAUGAAUUGUAACAACCAGGGAAAAGUAAUUUGCAUUACUGAAUACUUUCAGAUACAAAAUAGGUAUCUUUUUGACAUUGCAGAUGAGCAAACUGUGUUAUGCUCAAAUAACCUAGAACCAACCAUACAGCAAAUUACACUUGCAGUGGAAAAGGGGGACAUAAAAAGUAAUUUGACUAUAUAUAGCCUUGACACUGUUGGCAUUCUAAAGAGGAACAAUGCAGGGAACUAGAAGAGCUCCGUGGUGAAAAGCAGGCUCUUGUGAUCUGAGGCACUCUGCCUUUGCCCUGCCGGGAUCAACAAGCAUCACUGUCUCCAUCUUUCCUUUUCCACUAAAUGGUGUGGGGCUGCAGCUAUAGCAGUGUUGCUAAAUGUGUAGCUAGCCAAACACUACUGUGAGUAUAACCUGGUUUUAUUUAGGGUUUCGCAAAUUCAUGUUUCUAGUUGUUAUAAUAAACAGCAUAUUUAUUAGCAUGGAGUUGUUUCAUCCUCUAAGAGUUUCUUAUAAGGCAGAAAAUGAGAGGAGAAAGGUAUUAGCGGAUGAUUCAUCCUUUACAUAAGUACACUUAAUAGUAAGCAAAGCCUGGCUUCUUUUUUUUCCCUCCCAAAACAUACAGUGACUUCUAGAAUAAACAUUUGUAAAACGCAAUUAAUUUAUUCAUGUAAUUGGACUUUGACUGGAGGUAAAAAGAAUUAAGAAAUUAACUAUUUGAAGUCAGAGGCUGAAAUCCAAGCUUCUGCCUCUACCUGUCACUGUACCAUUUAGGUACUUGAAAAGAUAGUCUGCAGCUCAGGAUGUUUUUGUUUUUUUUUUUUUCCCUUCAUCUGCCUAAUGAAAAAAAAAUAAAAAUGUGAAGUGGAAACAGAAAAUAAAAUGGCCAGACAUGUUACCUGUCGGCAUUAGGUUAAAAAUGCAUCUGACCCACUUGGGGCUGAUACUUAUUAGUAUGCUGCAAACUACUGGAAAUACCAGUUUAAGAAAAGCUAGUUGCUUAGCACUGAACAUACCCAUUUUUUCAGUGUUACUUCAGUUACUACAGAGAGCUUACUAGAAUUGCUGUGAACAGUGCAUCAUGUAGCAUUCCACUAGGAACAGGCUUCAAGGUGGAAUUUCUUUUGCAGAGACUAUUGUCAAUUUUUGUUUAUACACGCAGUAAGAGCAGCAUUUGACUUUUGACAUGGAUCUGGAUUAUUAGUAAGCAAAUAGCUGUAGGGUAUAUUCUAGAACCCAUUGUAUCACAGUGGGCUGGGGGAGGAUUUGCUCAGCAAUAUCCUGCUGCAAUUUAGUCUUGAAAUGAGGCCCCCUUUAUGUAAAUUUUUACUGGGCCAGCUAGCUGUAACUGCAGUCUGGCUCUGUGUUGGCAGCAGCUAACAUGUGUCAUGGACUUCUCUUGUGCACGGAUUGCAAACACAUGCUGGCUUCUGGACCUAAAGAUCCACGCGGAUGAGUGUGAAAAGAUGUACAAAGGAACCUAGGUGUUAUUAGCUUGCUAGUAAGUGAAAAUACAGAGGAAAUUCCAGCUUUCUUCUUUUUUUUUUAGUGUGCUGUCUUGCACUGUGCUGUAAUAAAUUUGUGCUUGUUGGUACUACUGUGUGGUAUGUGGGAGGUACUUAACUGCACAUAGUUGCUGCAGUGCUAAUAGUUGGCAGCACAGAAGGCAGUACAAAGAGUCAGACUGGCGGCACUUGCAGUUGCAACGUUCCCUUGGAGGCUGUGGCAUGCUCAGUGAGCUGCAGGGGCACUCCUGACAUGUUCAGCCACUUGUGUGGGGAAGUGGGAGUUCCAGCAGGCUUUAACAAGCAGAUGUAGUCUACUAGCUGAGAGGUACAACAGCAUAGCUCAGGCUGGCUAAAAAAUAGUACUCAUGCUGCUGUGUAAACAAAACAAGAUCUUAGUAUCAAGAUGGCUGACCUGGAAGUCUACUUAUAGCUCGUGAUACUUAUGCAAAUGAGCUACGUGUCAGUGGCUUACUCAGAGGAGGAAGCUCAUUUUGCACGUGCCACCUUCUCGCCAGGGUCAAGAUGGAUGGCACAGAUGAACCUCAGAAGAAAGUCUUUAAAGCACGAAAAACAAUGAGAGUAAGUGAUCGACAACAACUUGAAGCUGUCUAUAAGGUUAAAGAGGAGCUAUUGAAGACAACAGAAGUUAAACUGUUAAAUGGAAAGCAUGAGAAUGGAGAUUCUGAUUUAAAUUCCCCUUUAAGCAAUACAGACUGUAUGGAGGACAAGAGGGAAGUUAAUGGCCUAGUGGACUUGUGCAUUAAUACUGAAGAAGGAAGAACAGCUUCUGAUGAGGUUAGUGAAGCCAAAAGCCCUGAAAAUAGGGCAGGGAACAUAGUCAAUGACACAGAACCCAAACCUCUAACGCUUCCUCCAGAGAAAGUCACUCCUGAGCAAGAUAAAUGUACUGAUACUGCUUUAGCUUGUGAAGCUGAAAAUGGAGUACUUGGUAGCAAUAAAGAUAACUUCCAUGAAGAAAAUAAUACAAGAGAUCGUUUGGACCAAAGAGAGAGUAACAUCCAAUCAGAAGUUGAAAGUGAAUCAGUCUGUGAUAUUAAUGACACUUCUGAAGAGAACAGAGAAACAAAUGACUUACCUAAUAAUUGCAGUUCAUCUGGUGAGGAAAAGAAGACUGAAGAAGUAACUGUUGAAGACUCUGUUGGAGAAGAUGCCAUCUCUAGCAGUGUGGAAACUGACCAUGAACCAAAGGACAAAGGAGACAGCACUGCAGGUCCUUCUGAAACCACUGUUCAGAAGACAAUAGAUGAGCCAAGUGAAAGUACCUUGGACAAUACUGACUCUAUGGAAACAGAUGAAAUUAUUCCAAUUUUGGAAAAACUAGCCCCUGCUGAGGAUGAACUGAGCUGUUUUUCCAAAAGUUCUCUGCUUCCAGUAGAUGACACAGUCCCAGAUUUAGAAGAGAAGAUAAGCAACUGUUUGGGUUCACCAUCCAAGCAGGAAAGCAAUGAAAGUCUGCCAAAAGAGGCUUUCUUAGUACUGUCUGAUGAAGAGGAUCCCAGUGAUGAAAAGGAGGAACAUGCUGAAGUGAUACCACCAAACAAGUCAGGUCUUCCAGAAGAGGUGGAGAAGGAGAGAAGAGAGAGUGGGGAGGAUAAAGAAGAGGUCCAGAAAGAAGAGAAGCACACAGAGAGAAGUGAAGCUGCAAGGAGAAAACGUUCCAAAUCUGAGGACAUUGACAAUGUUCAUUCUAAACGUCGUCGGUACAUGGAAGAAGAUUAUGAAGCAGAACUCCAAGUAAAAAUUACAGCCAGAAAGGAGGUUGACCAAAAAUUACAAAAGGUUAUCCAGAGACUGUUGGAAGAAAAACUUACUGCUUUACAGUGUGCUGUAUUUGACAAGACUCUGGCGGACUUGAAAACCCGAAUAGAGAAAGUAGAAUGUAACAAGAGGCAUAAAACUGUGCUUACUGAACUACAGGCUAAAAUCGCUAGAUUGACAAAGCGGUUUGGAGCAGCCAGGGAGGACUUGAAGAAAAGACAGGAAAAUGCACCAAACUCACCUCUGUCUCCAGGAAAAGCAGCAAGUGACACUGCAAACACAAACAAUGUGACGUAUCGAAAUGCUGGCACAGUGAGGCAGAUGCUAGAGUCAAAGAGGAAUGUAGGAGAGAGCACACCAGCCACUUUUCAAGCCCCUGUGAAUGCAGUGCCAGCUUCCAGUCUUGUUGCUCCUCCGACAGUUGUCAGUGGAAUUCCUAAGCCUCAGGCACCAAUGACCUCCACCAGCUCUUUGACAACAACAGUUCUUCCCACAGCUAAUACAGCUAUGGUUGUAGGUACUAACCAACUGCCCAGCGGCAGCACCCAGUCAGUGUCUGUCUCAUUGCAGUCUUUGCCUGUAAUCUUACAUGUACCUGUUGCAGUGUCAUCCCAGCCUCAGCUCCCGCAAGGCCACACAGGGACUUUGGUCACUAACCAACAACCAGGCAACGUUGAAUUUAUAUCUGUACAAAGCUCAUCUACAGUUGGUGGCCUUACCAAAACUACAGUGUCUUUGGCAUCAACUAAUCCACCCAAACCAAAUAACAGCCCAUCUGUGCCCAGUCCUGGUAUACAGAGGAACUCUCCAGCCAGUGCUGGGUCAUCAGGCACAACAUUGGCAGUACAGGCUGUUUCUACUGCACAUCCUGUUGCACAGGCCCCAAGGACUUCUUUGCCCACAGUGGCUACUUCAGGACUUUAUAAUGCUACCGGCAGUCGAGCCCCUCUACAGAUGAAGAUUCCCCUCUCUGCAUUUAGUAGUACAGCUCCUAUUGAACCACCCACCAUUACAGCGCCCCGAGUUGAAAACCAGGCAAGCAAGCCACCAACAGAUACUUCGGCAAACAAGCGAACUGCUGAGGGGACAACACAGAGCGGGAAGGUCACAGGAAGUGAUUCAGGAGGUGUCAUUGAUCUUACACUGGAUGAAGAAGAUGAUAGCGCUUCUUCAGCAGAUGGCAAGAAGCAGAACCAGGCACCUGUUGCAGGACUGAGCAUACCCACCCAGCCUUUGGCUCGACCCUUGCAGCCUUUGCAGCCAAACCCUGUGCAGCAGACAGGUGUGCCAACAAGCGGGCCUUCCCAGACCACCAUACAUGUAUUACCUACAGCUCCGACAACAGUGAAUGUAACUCACCGGCCAGUGACUCAGACUCCUGCAAAACUUCCUAUCCCAAGAGCCCCUUCUAACCAUCAGGUGGUCUAUACCUCUCUUCCUGCACCACCAGCUCAGAAUCCUGUAAGAGGAGCUGUCAUGCCAAGCCCAAGUUUAAGGCCAGUCAACCCUCAGGCUGGAGGUAUGACAGUACGAAUGCCUCAAACAACUACGUAUGUUGUGAACAACGGACUAACUCUUGGGUCUGGAGCACCUCAGCUUACAGUGCAUCAUCGGCCACCACAAGCACAUGCUGAGCCACCGCGCCCUGUACACCCUGCCCCGCUCCCGGAGGCACUGCAGCCACCACGUCUGCCCCCUGAAGCUGCCAACACUUCUCUGCCUCAAAAGCCACAGCUGAAGCUGGCACGGGUACAGAGCCAGAACGGUAUCGUGCUGUCGUGGAGUGUCAUGGAGGUGGACCGGAGCUGUGCCACUGUGGACAGUUACCAUCUCUACGCCUACCACGAGGACCCGAGUGCCACUAUGCCCUCCCAGUGGAAGAAGAUUGGGGAAGUGAAGGCCCUCCCACUGCCCAUGGCAUGCACUCUUACACAGUUUGUGUCUGGCAGCAAAUACUACUUCGCAGUCCGGGCUAAGGACAUCUAUGGACGUUUUGGACCCUUCUGUGACCCCCAGUCCACAGAUGUGAUCUCUUCCCAGAGCAGUUAAACUAGAGAUCUUUGGAGCCUUUAAACCUGUCCUACUGCCAGGAAUUACCCCAGUUUUGGGGGGAGUUGAUCCCAUGCAUGAAAUUCAGUUAUAAAUCCACUCUCUGCAGGAUCAUUUUAGACAGUUGUGUGAUACACUACGUGCAUUCAGAACCAAAAGAAAAAUAAAGUCUCACCUGCAGCAAGAGAGCCUGUUUUUUCUGGAUAGCUCAAGUCAUGGGCCGUUUAAAAAUUUCAUUUUCCCUUCCAUGACAGCUGUUCCACCUAGAUACCUACCUACCCUUUAUCCAAGGGCACCCUAGAUGCCUGGGAUUUUGCUUCAGAGUGGGAACAAAAUAAUGAAUUACAGUUUGUCUGAAGCAAAACAUACACAUCUGUAUUAUCUAUCAAGACACCAACAUGAGGGCAAGAACAGAUUUGCCUCUUGCCCCCACCACUCUGUGGGCAGGCUGUGACAGGAAGGGUGACUCGAGGCCUCACUUUUGUACUGGAAGAUUGAGUGGUCUGGUCAUAUUUUACAAACUGUAAUGAGCUCCUUGAGGGGAGGGAAGGGAACUUGAGUCUGGCCAGGGAACCAAUAUGUGUGUAAAUUUGGAGGGAGGGGGGAGGUGGGUGGGGAGGGGAAAAAAACAAAACCAACAAACACCCCACUACCUCCUACCUCUCCUAAAAAUGCUCCUCUACUUUUCACCAUCCUCCCCCACGCACACUGGGAGCAUUCCCAGGUCGGAUCUGAAACUGGACUGUAGAGACUGCAUUCACACCUCUCCAGCUCAGAUAAUUUCUCUGCCCCUCCUCUCAUACAUCCAGCCCUAUUUUUUAGAUUUAUUUUGUGCCUUAAAGAAUAAUUUCAGAAAUAAAAUGUAGCCAGAUACUUUGUGGUGUUCUUUUAUUUGCUUUGAGUUAUUUUUCCUUUACCCUUCUAGCCUUUCAUUACUGCUUCUCAUUUUCCUGGCCUGCAGUAAUUAUUAUUUCUGUAAAGACCAGGAAGUGUAACAUCUGCUGAUGCUGGUUUCGUUUUUAUCUGCAGUUUCACUCAACCCUUUCCUCACUGUAAUUCUUGAGUAGUAGUUUUUUGUCCUGUCGAGAAUACUAGAGUGUACAGAUAGUAUUUUCCACCAGAGCCUUUCCCUUUUCUUUUGGGAAAGCUGUAUGCUGCAGUUCAGCCAAAGAAACCUCUGGGGUGUGGCACCAUGAAAGCUUCUAGCCCUUUGCACUCGGUUUGGAUGUUCAGUUAGUAGAAAAAGAUAAGAAGUUGGCUUCCCAGUCCUCUGUCUCAUCACCUGCCUGCCUCUGCAGAAAGCUAACGCACCCAAAGCAGUUUAGAAACUAUUUCAGACACCGGCCUAAAACUUGUGAGCAAUUGCAGAUGUUAGUAGAUGCUUUCAUGAUGCUUCUGAGCUGAGAAAACAAAUUGGUGCAUCUGCCCCACUGUCGUCGACGUGUUAAACUGGCUUUUUACAGAACCAAAUUGUGAUGCACCUGGACAAGAAAGCGUAUGUAAGGCUUUUGUUUUGGCAUUUUUCAGUCUCAUUCGUGCCCAGCAGAAUCAGUGGAUUUAAAAGGAAAAGAGGGGGGUUUUAAUCCACUCUGCAGUGUAGCAAAGCUAUGGAAGAUAACAUUUUUCAAUUUCAGUGCUCUCUCUCUUAAAACCAACAGUUUUUCAACCUUGCUUUACAUUUAAAAGGGCAGGAAGAAUUAAAUCCCAAAACAUGGCUGAUGAAAUACGAGUUACGGGUUCUUCAGUUGUGUUCCCUUUGAGAACAUUUACAGGGAGAGAAACUGCAUUGUAGACUUUGGUCUCUGCUAUUUUACUGCACUCCUUCAUGUAGCUGGGAUUGUCACUUCUGUCGGGUUAGUAACGAAUAUUCUCUGUAUGGAAACCUGCCUUUAAAGUCCAGCAGUUUCACUGAUUCAGGCAAGCAAAAAUUCUGUCUAAAUGCAAGUACCAUGAGAGAAGGUUCACACUGGAUCUCUUGUAUGAAUGAUGUGUAACCUUUCCUUUGAAUAACAGUUGUCCCUGUAUUACUGGUGCCAAUAAUCAAUAAUGCCUUGAAUUUUUCUAUGUUUAAUUAAAUGUUUUGUCUGCCUAUUUCAAGGGAUAGUUACUUCUAAUGCAUUUAGUCUACUUAUGGGAAGUUGGGUCCUCCUAAAGCCGGUUCUGUAGUAGAGGUUCGAGCAGUUCAUUCCAGUUGAUAGCUGUCAUGUCCUCCUAGGUUAAUUUUUUUAAUGUGUCUUGAGGUGGUACCAAAGGGCCAUUGGCCAUAUCACUACAAUGAGGUUUUAAAGUUAAAAUAAACAUUAGAAUACAACCUAGAACUUACGCUGCUUAUUUAAUUGUGAUUCCAGCCCAAACUAUACAUGAACUUUUCUAUAGUUUGUGCUUGCGUUUAGAUCACAAUUGUUCCCAGCUUUGUCUUGCUUGGGAUAGGCGCGGGGUGAGUGCCCUGUGUUAGAAUUUUUUUCCUUCCUCCAAUGGAGGUGUUAGUAGGGAUGGUCUGGUAUUGUGUUUGCAGGUUGUGUGGGCUGUUAUCUGUAGAGAAAGAAGACUCAUCUUUAUUUACUAAGAUAAGAUGUAGUUCUCAACUGAUUGUAAAAACUGACUUCUGGCUUAAUAGAUCCGUUUCUGCUGUGGGUGGCAGAGCGCAGCUGAUAUUUUGGGGCUGGGCUAAAUAAACUAGCUGCUGUUUGUUGACUGAAGCCAUCGCAGCUGUGGGCUGAAAGCUGACUUCUCUUUUGUUUCAUUGGAGCAGAGCUGUUAAAGGUCCAAUUUCAGGAUCUUAAGCAAGUAGCCCUAGCUCAGCUGGAGACCUUAAAGGUAGCUGGUGCUUAAAUCGCUGACACACACACCGCGCCAUGCCACUUCUGCAAAAUCAUUGUCAUGGUGGAGCAGAUCUCUGCAGCGGGUAUUCACCCCUUACGCUAACAAACGGGAGUAUUGCUUAAUUCCCUAACUCGGGGCACUUUUCCCUGUGUUGUGGGGUGACUGCUUAUGUUACUAACCUUCACCUCCCAGAGACAAUAAAACUACUGAGAAACUGUGUUUCUGCUAGCAACAACCAUUCAGAAAUAAUUGUUUCAAUUUAGUAGACUUUAUUUGAAAAUACUACCAGAAUAUUUGGGAACAUUCAGUACAGGUUUGUUAACACUGUGCUUUUAGACUGGGCUCUUCAUAAAAGUAUUAGUUGCUGGAGGCUUCCAGUCAUUCACUUUUAAAUAUGCUAAAAAUCUCUGCUUUUAAGUGGAAGGGUUGGUUUUCAUUUCUUUGCACCUUAUGGAAGUUCUUCCAUCUUACUUUCAGUAGCCUGGCACGAAGUCGUUCCUUGGUGUUUUGCCGUUGCCACUGGGUACGUGACAUUUCAGCAGUACCACCUUGGAUCCAGUUCCCCACCACGCUCCAGCAAACACAGCACUGACUCUCCAGCUGUGGUUUCCAUCCUCAUUAACUUCCUGGUUUGGUUUCUCUGUGUGAUACAAGGGCAUCUGGAUGUCCGGGUUGAACGGAAUUUGAGUCGGUUCCGUUUCUGGUUGGAGAGGAGCGCAGCUGUCGGAGUGCUGAUGGCAAAAUGCUGUUCCCUUCCCCUGCAUUCCUCCUAGCUACAGCUUCACGGGCCUCCUCUAUUUCAGUGUAUGUCUAAAAAAGCUUCACUGGAUCCAGAUAACCAAGCCCUAGGAAGGGGGCAGACUGUAGGUGUAGCACCUGUACUGCAUCUGCGGUGGCAGCUUCAGAAAACACGAGGCUGGGGAGGCAGGAGCCCUUCCGCCCGUAUUCCACGUCCAUGCUCUGACUCAGCCCCCCUGGGAGUACCCGUCCGUCCUGGACUUUGCUCCUUUGAAUUAUUUGUGCUACCAGUGGCCACGUUAGCUCACCGAGCACAAGCACUGAGGCACUCGCCCAUCGCAAGGGGUUCCGCACAAGGCUGGGAACGCCCGUGGCGUCUUCCCUGUGGAAAUAAGGGGUCUCACCCUGCUUCCUUUGGAAAAUGGCAAAACCCCUCCCGCCUCCAGCGGGAGCACGAUUAGGCCCAGUAGUAGGAUCUGAGGACCGUUUUGUACUGUAACAAAAAUAGUCACUUCAGCCCUUCCUUUAUGCUGUUUGUCUUAAAUGUCCAAUAAAUUAGAAACUGCAUUAUAUGUAGGGACAGGUGAAAUCUGUUCCUGCUCCCCAAACAGCCAUUCCCCAGUAUCAGAGUAUUGCAUAAACUGUACAAAAUCAAGUUGUGAUUCUGCCUUCUUAGAAACUCUCGAGUAUUUUCAUUUAGUCAAAAAUACCUAUCCAGAUUUUCUAAAUAGAAGCUUGAUAUAUUAAAUAUAUAUUUUUUUAAUUUGUUGGUUUGAGUAGGGGUAGGCAUUGUAUGAAAACACUGGAGGGAGAGGAGUUCAAAUGACAGUGAGCCAGCCCUGCCACCAAAGUCUGUAUUCCCUUCCACAUACCACCUGAGGGGAAAAAGAAAAAAAAUAAGGAUAGCUACAAGAAAGCAAAUUAAUUUUCCUUUUCAUGACAUCUAAGUACCUGUUAAAAUGCAUUUUUAUUUCUCAUUAUGCAGGCUGAGCAUUCUCUUUUUCUCAUAUAUAUAUAUACACAUACAUAUAUAUAUAUAUAUAUAUAUAUAUAAUUUGAAGUGCUGUCUUAAUUUAAUGGGGUAUAGCUGUAAAUAAAGGUAUCUGGGUAGUAGCUGUUUGGGGAGUCCUGUUUAGCUUUAGUAAUUUAUUGGCUAUUGGGAGUCAAACGUGCAAAAUCCUUUGUUAGGAAACUCAGAUCUGAUUUCUUGUUUUGUUUUGCAGCUGGACUUGUAAAUACAAAAAAAAAAAAAAAAAAAAUACAGGACUGAUUUAAUGUCCAAUUUAAACUGGGCAGUUGCAAGCUCUCCCCAUUUUUUUUAUGUACCGUAGAUGAGCGUGUGCGUCUGUGUUAACUGUAGUGGGGUUUUGUCUGACAAGCCUGAAAUUUAUACUUUGAAAUAAACUAAUGGGUUUUUAA
Tyto alba (common barn owl) is the source of this 11221-nucleotide messenger RNA. It is a transcript of the gene ATF7IP, whose product is annotated as activating transcription factor 7 interacting protein. Bases 2936 to 6241 code for a protein of 1101 amino acids. Gene Ontology annotation, cellular component: nucleus; transcription regulator complex. Lineage: Eukaryota; Metazoa; Chordata; Aves; Strigiformes; Tytonidae. The transcript is spliced from 15 exons. Gene Ontology annotation, biological process: DNA recombination; regulation of DNA-templated transcription; DNA integration. The record is from RefSeq and is a predicted model, not a curated record. Gene Ontology annotation, molecular function: protein binding; transcription coregulator activity; DNA binding.